AUGGUACUGUCUUCGAUUUUCCGAAGAUCUUUCUCAGUAUGCGCGGCCUUGGCACCACAUACCCAAACGUUGGCGAACAGAUCUGCGGCUUUGACUGCAAGAGGCUUCUCGGUGCUCGCAGGAGGUGAGUCGGUAUGGUCAAAGGACGUUCAGGAGGUCGCCAAUAUCCGGCCUCCCAGCGUGCAUCUGGUUUCUGUCACAGACUACGUGCAGUUUCUGAUGGGCACAUGUGGACGUGGAAGGCUGCAGUUGUACCGCUUGCACCUGCCGACGAGAGUUUGGGGCCUCCUACAUUGGAAGAUGCUGACAUCCCAAGGGUCCGUUCUGCUUGAAUCGAGGAAGGUGGCUGUGUUCAGUUUGGGUUGCCUCGCUGUCCAACCGAAUACCUUGGCCGUGCGAUCACCAUCCCCUUCUGUCUGCCAAGAAGAAGGCCCGAGCACAUUGUCUCAGAAGAGUUCACUCAUUCAGGCGUCUCCUCGCCUGGAAGCUGUGGGCGAAAAGCACCAACUGAAAAAGAAGAUCAUCAUGCAAAAUCUGCUUAUGGCGAUCGGGAUGGUCCUGCUGUGGCAGAUGCUAGGGACUUGGAACUUGGUGGCCUUGGCAGCUCUCCUGGCAGUUCUCCUGCCAGUGCUGGCGGUCCUUCUCGUCAACGCAUAUCAAGGGCAAUUGGCGUUGAUCGUGUUAAGGGAUGCACUUAAAGAUGCACUUAAAUCCGUGCCGUUGGUCGUGGGAGAGGGCGUGAGAACGGUGCUGAACACCGAACCUGCUCAAGUCCUGGGGGCUGGUUUCCUGACUGUGCAAAGUCAUUUCUGGUUAUCUGUCUGGGAAGGGGCGGGAUACCGUGCAGCUGGCCCUGCUGCAUUUGUGAUUAAGCUGUUGUUUGUAGCGUUUGCUCUGGACCGGGUCUUCAUUUCCAGGAUCAAGGAGCCAUCCUUGGCAGACAUUGCGGAGCUCGUUGUGGCCGAUGCGUAUGCCGUUCCGCCUGGCAGACAACAAGAAGCGGCGAAGACUAGGAAGGACAUGGCUCAGCGCUUGGUGUCUGCACUAGAAAUCCUAGCAGCCUUGAUCGCCACUUGCAUGCUACGUUACGCCGGCAAGAAAGUGACAGAACUGGCCAUGACAGAACUGGCCAAGAAGAUCGUACAACCUGCGGUGCUGUUCAGCAUUCCUGCAGCAAUGGGCUUGUUUGUGGCGGAGGUCCUCCCUCUUAGCAAGGCUCACUUGCAGGUGGAAGAUGCGGAGCUCUCAAUGUACUUCCUGGGUGCUUACCAAAGCGGUGGGGUUCUCCAAAGCACCAGAUACGACAAUGAUUUCGUUGAUUUUGAGAUCCCAGUUUUCAAGCUGAAGACAGACCGGAUCUUUGUAUCUAGCUUCCCUUUGGAUCUCAGGGAGCUGUGUGCAUCAGAAGAAUGUGAUCGCGACGAUCUUCUGGUUCUUUACCACUACACGGACAUGAAAGGCUUCAGGAAUAUUGCAAAUUUCGAGCAGACUUCAGCCCAGAUUUUCUCUUCCUUGGCAGAUGAGCGUGCCCACUUUGGAAAAGGCGUUUACGCGACGCAACAUGAACCUGCUGUUUGGGGCAGCCGGCAGCGUGUCCUGCUGAACAAUUACUCCAACGGCGACCCACUCAGGGCGAUCCCCGUGGAGAAGGCACUCAUUCGGUGGGGCCUUGGCAAUCCUGAGGGGCACAGGGCAGCAUUCUGCAUCCCAAUGAUAGUACCCAAAGCAAUAUCCUACAACAUUUUCCAGCGUCAGACACCAGAAUUAGAAGCGCGUGGUGUUGCAUUGGGGGCGGACUACAAAGGGCGAGCUGUGCACAAGAGCAGGGACGUGUUUGUAGUCAGGGCCCUCGAUAAACAGCAACGGGUGGGGCAUCUUGCAACCAAGACCGACAGUAUUAUUGCAGUUCUUGACAAGCGGCUGGCCUUUUUGCAAGAAAGCAUUGGUAGCCAUGCCCAGUUGACUCUUGAAACUCUGGAUGAAAAGGCCCGGAGACUUCGGGGCCGAGGUAGGCUUCAGGAGGCGGAGCUUCUGUAUCGAAGAUCCCUUGAAGGAAGGCGUCAAACCUUCGGAGAUCUGCACAGCACCACCCUUGACUGCAUUUUCUGUUUAGCCAACCUCUUGGUUGAGAGGGGGAGGUUCGCUGAAGCUGAGCUGCUCUUCCAGGAAGCACGAGAAGGCUUCCAACAGACGAUGUUCGGUUUCUUACACCCAAAGGCUUUAUUUGCAUCAAGGUACCUUCAGCACUUGCGCAACAAAAGAGAGCAUUCUCACGGCCAGAUCUGGAAGCCAGGUGAGUCAAUGCCAAUGUGGUCGUUUCGAAACACACUUCAGAAGCUGGAUGCUGGCUGGAGGAAACUUGGCACAGAGGAGCAGGCCGAACACUUAUCUUUGCGCCGCAAAGAAUUGGGUGAAGCCCAUCCCGAAACCCUUCAUGCGAAAGUCCUCAUGGCCACCAGCCUUAUGGACGAUGGAGAGCUUGGUUUGGCAGAGACAAUGUGUCACGAGGCUUUGCGCAGCCUUCGCGACAAGGUUGGCCUCUCGCAUCCACGGACGGUCCAAGCCACAAAGACCAUGGCCCUCAUCUACCAACAACGAUUUGAAGCUCAAGGCUAUACUAUGUAUGAGGCAGAGCGGCUGGCAGAGGAACGGGUGGAUCAUGACCUCGAGCUGCUGCCCUGA
Symbiodinium natans is the source of this 2682-nucleotide messenger RNA. The record is from the annotation of a GenBank genome assembly. NCBI's taxonomy places the organism in Eukaryota, Dinophyceae, Suessiales, Symbiodiniaceae.